AUGGAGCAGGAUCAAAGGAGCAAGCGGUCAAAGCUGGCGCAACGACAGGAGGUCCCGGACUACGUGAAACGUGGCCUGCAAAUGUUGAUCGGCAUCAUGGCAACCGACUUGCUCUUGAACGUCCUACGUCUUCUCUUGAUCGAGGAUGAUAUCGCCAUCAGCGCCAUUGCCGGCGUCCAUAUUGCCGCUGGGCUGAUUUCGCUCAGCAUAAUCAUCAUCUUGGUCAUCGACACGGUGCCCUGGCGUUCGGGUCGGCAAUGGCAAGCCAUUCGCCUUGUCUUGCCCGGGCUCUCUUCCAGUCUCGCACAAGCGGCCUCGGCCACCAGCGUCUUGAUCAUGGGCCAG
Monosiga brevicollis MX1 is the source of this 345-nucleotide messenger RNA. RefSeq lists its product as uncharacterized. The annotation marks the transcript as partial. Lineage: Eukaryota; Choanoflagellata; Craspedida; Salpingoecidae. The record is from RefSeq and is a predicted model, not a curated record. The transcript has 2 exons.